Molecule: messenger RNA, 1546 nt
Organism: Annulohypoxylon truncatum
Lineage: Eukaryota; Fungi; Ascomycota; Sordariomycetes; Xylariales; Hypoxylaceae
Exons: 2
Coding region: 133-1323 (396 amino acids)
Biological process (GO): rRNA processing
Molecular function (GO): snoRNA binding
Source: RefSeq, a predicted model, not a curated record
AGUUACGGGAAGUCAAGAACGAUCAUCCCACCAAGAUUAAAGGGCUGCAGCUGCGCGUCACUUUUGAACUGCCUCCCUCAUCUUCCUAAACCUUUCGUUUAAACCAUAAAUUACAAUUGAUUAUUAGUCGCAAUGGCUUCACUUACUAGGGGUCUUGCGAAUACUCCGCAGAAUACCAUCGACAAAGAGGCUACGAAGGCGAACGAAAUACCGGUCCAAGAGGAGCCCGUCUCGUCGCGCGGGAAACGAAAGUCGGUUGGGGACGAUGUCGAUAGCGAACACGAUGAUGAAGGUAGCGCUUCUCUGAUCUCAGAAGCAGCAAGCCCCAAGCGACAAAGAUUGGCGGUACGGACGAGAGAAGACGAAAGCACCGCUACCGGACGGAAGACCUACCUUGAGGUAGAAAUACCUGUAGCUGGCAGGUCCCAAUCGCGCGCCGUUCCCGACUCACAAGAUUCAAAUGAAGUGGCAUUAGAAUCAGGGCCUGAUGCCGAGCCUUCAAGUGCCUCUAGGCAACUAGAAGAGGAAGCGAGCCAGAAGCUAGCCUCGCAGAAGUCAGAACCCGAGUCGACGCCUAUGCGUAAGCCCAAAGGCAAGCAUGUUGUGUUCGGUGAUGAUGACGAUGUAGAAAAUUUUGUGGCUGGCGCCGCGGCGCAAGCGGACAAGAAAGGAGAGAACGAGGAUACCAGAAAAGAGGAAGAGGAUAGUGACGAUGACGAUGCGCCCGAAGCAGUAUCUACACAAGCCGCCGCAAAGGAGGUGCAGAAGGCAGCACAGGCUGCUUCGGAGGCUGCGGAAAAACAAGCGGCUUCCUUAAAACGAAAGCGCCAAGAAAAAGACAGCCUCUAUAAGCAACAAGCUGAGCAAAGAAAACGCUCGCGCGCGACGGUGGAAGUACAUCAGGGCAAGAGCAAGCCCGCCAGUAAAGAACGAGGUUCUAGCGAAGAUAACGGCGUAGCCGAGGUUGAAACAGCAGUAACAGCCGGUCGACGACGGGCGCAGAAAUUCAACCUACCCACCGUAUUACCAGCUGAAUUCCUGACGGACUCAUCGAGCGAGGAUGAAGAUGUUGACGAGUCUGCUAUGAGAGUCGUCAAAAAGCCCAAGAAAAUCAAUUUUGAGGCGGAGGCCAAGAGGCCGCGAGAUCAGAUUGUGGGAUCUACGCGAUAUAGGGUCUUGAAUGAGCAAGGAGAUCAGAAGCUGGCUCCGAGGAUACAGAAGAAUGCGAGGGCUUCGAAGGAGAGUCUGUUGAAGAGGAAGCGCACGGGUAUGGUGGCUGGUGUGGGUGCAGGUGGGAAGAAGGGCUUCUUUGUUAGGCGGUAAUUCACUUAUCUAACUACGGAUGAUGUGAAUUGAAAAGAUUAAGAAACUAUGAGACUGAGUAUAUGAAUCUGGUGAUUUGUGAUGUGAUGAUAGAUGGAUACCACCACAUUUGUUAUCCUCGAGCACCUACACUUACAACGGCAUUUGUGGCGCAGGAUUGUGGCGCAUAACCUCGCCCCCUUUUUCAGGGGUAAAAGCAUAGAAAGGGGAAGUUCAGAUUAAG